CCCCUCUAUUCCCCUCACUUCGCCCGGACGCUGCGGCAUUGUACUUGCGCAGAACGCGCUUUCCUGCACCGCGCCCUUUCCCGGGCCCAUCGUAGCACUGCGGCACUGCGUCAGUGCGCCGCCCACCUGCAUCUAGUUAAGACGCGUCAUCGUAUUCCGAACGGAACCGGUUCCCUUUGUCAUCUUAAGGACUGAUUAAAACAGCCUAUCAGUGCGGUCGCAGAAUUAGUUCGGGUGAUUCGGUCUGCAUUAUCUAUCCUCGUGUGUUAGUGAAGUUAGAAGCAGCAUGAAUGCUGUGCGGCAGUAUCUGGUAUGAGGUUGUAAGGGACAAGCAGUUCGUGGAAUUAGUUCGGAUAGUGAAUCAGUCAACGUUAUCUAUCUGUGAAUCUCAGAUUCGCACCACCUUGAAAAGAAAAGCGUUUGAAGACGCAGGUAUACCGAUGCGUGAGGUAAGCAGGGUUGCGACCAACAAUACGGAGCAGGCACCUCAGCCGGCGCCCGCGCCACUGAGCGUGAUCAACAGACAGACAGUUUUUAGCCAGAACGCAGAGGUUACCUUAAAUAUGCUUAACGCUUCGGAGAUAGAUGAUGUCGACGGGCUCAGCGGUGGCGUGAAGCUCGAGUUCGAUCCCGACGAAGAUGCGGCCACCUGAAGUGUUAUAGCGGAAUUUUAUUUUGUUAGAUGUUGUCCGAAAAACAGACAAACUGUUCCCUCGCGGUGGAUUCGACACCCUUCUAACUGAACGGUCACUUCGAGCCCAGCUCCACUCGAUCUGUCCUGUCCUCUCUCUAACUUCAACAUCGGAAUGAUGUCACUUCCUAACAUGCUCCAGCCCUAUCUUUCAUGGCUGUGGCAUAUUUGUUUCGAAUUGUUUCUCUUUUUAGAAGUCCCUCUUUAGGGCUCCAUCUUGAUUCUUCGUUCGGCCUUCUAUUUCUUCCUCCUAUUCCGUUCAGUUCAGUUGCGUACUUCCAUUGCAAUGUUUUACAGCUGUUGCUUAAAUGUGAUUAUUUCUAGUACUUUUACCAACUCGGUCUAGUGUAGCGGUAUUCGGAGUAACAGAGCUGGAUAGUCCUCGGGGCACAAUCCUACCUCGCUUUCUUUGGUUGGGUUGCGCGCGAUGAUAGAUGGAGUUUUCGUCGGUAUAGUUAAAUAUUUUAGUAAAAUUUUCUAAGUGCCUUGGGGCGGUUGGUUAAGCGUUAUCCGAUGCCGGUUGCCUAUUCCUGGGCACUGGUUUUUGGCUCAUUAACAUCAGCCUUAAAUCGAUGCCUCCGAACAGUAUGUCUGUUUCUUAAAUUAUUAUUUGAGGUCUGUGAUUUAUGUUAUUUAAUUAAGGUUUGAUGUACCCACUGGUAAUUGGCAACACUGCUUUAUACUUGAUACCUGUAACACCUUUCCGGCUUAUAACAUCUUGUUUGCAUUAUAUUUGACGGAGGUGUUAUGUAAGCAAGACGUAGAUAGGGCGGAGUCAAUGUCAUGUAUUUGACCGUUUGUUUCAUAUUGUGUCAGUAGGAGCGUGUUGGAUGUGAUUAGAAUUCUGUUAGUUACUUCAUUACUAGAUGUGUGUCUUGUGGUAGUAUUAGGUUCACAAAGAUUCCGCACUAACUUGCGUACCGACAUGAGGUAGUGCGGAAUCUUAACCUAGUAGGUACUAGGUUAAGUUAUUUUGGUUUGUUUCAUGUAUUUCGUUCCAAAAACUAGUGGGCUAGUAAUUGGGCUUCGGGAUUCCUUUACAAUUCCGUUAAAAUAUCAUCAAAUUAAUACAAAGUUAAUAUCGUGCCCAAGUAAACAGUUCUUUAGUAACACAUUCAGGCUACUUUCUUAAUACACCAUUCUGUCUUUUGUUGAGCGACUGCGCGCCAUCUUUAUUUAAUGUUUUAGGAACUUAAUUAGCGUCGUUACAAUUAUGAUUAUUUAAAAUAAAAAACUAUUACAAUUAAUUUUUUCAUUUGUCUUUUAAAUGUCAGAAAGUAUUAAACAAUAUAAUUUUCAAAAUUGAAAUGUCGGGGCUUCGUGCGUGUUACGUGUCUAUCUGAGGCAUUAGUACGAG
Spodoptera littoralis (African cotton leafworm) is the source of this 2048-nucleotide messenger RNA. The record is from the annotation of a GenBank genome assembly. NCBI's taxonomy places the organism in Eukaryota, Metazoa, Arthropoda, Insecta, Lepidoptera, Noctuidae.